This is a messenger RNA of Phaeoacremonium minimum UCRPA7, 684 nucleotides long. RefSeq lists its product as hypothetical. Bases 1 to 684 code for a protein of 227 amino acids. Lineage: Eukaryota; Fungi; Ascomycota; Sordariomycetes; Togniniales; Togniniaceae. The record is from RefSeq and is a predicted model, not a curated record. The transcript has 2 exons.
AUGAUAUUCCACGUAGACAUACGGCAUCUGGUAGCGGUGGCAGUUGGUCCAGUCGAUGUCGAAGAUGAGGACGAGGAAGAAGAGCUUGAUGUCGGCGAGGCGGAUGUGCUAGCUGGGCCUGUAGACGUAGAUGAAGACGAUAGCAGCGAUGAAGAAGGCGAAGAAGAGGAAGAGGAUGAUAACGAUGAUGAGGUAGACGAAGAAGUCGACGACGACGACGAUGAAAGCACCGAAGACGAGGACGAAGAGCUUGAAGCGAUGCUGGAACUGCUAGAUGAAGUGCUCGACGAGCUGGACGACAGGCUGGACGAGGAACUAGACAAUGUAGAAGUGCUCGAGCUCACGACUGACGAGCUUGAGCUGGAUAGAAGACUAGAAGAGCUUGAGCUCGUGCUUGUAGGAAUAUCAGUCGAUGACGACGCUAGAAGGCUUGAAGUUGAGCUCGUCACAGCCAGGCUAGAUGAACUCGUGCUUGUGAUAAUGCUGCUCGAGGACGAAGAAAUCAAGGAGCUACUGCUGCUGCUCGAGACCACACUGGACGAGGUUGAGCCAACUAGCGAGCUUGAAGACAGCGAUGAUGACGAUAAUACAAGACUGCUAGAUGAUGACACUGAGCUGCUCGAAACCGUCGAACUAGUUGAAAGAACCGACGACGAAGUUGACGUCUGUAGGGAGUAUGUAUAA